AGAUAUGGAAGAGUUGAUAGUAGAGCUGCGAUUGUUUCUACAACUACUGGACCAUGAAUAUCUCACCACCACUGUGAAGGAGAAGAAGACUGUGAUAAGUAACAUUCUGCAAAGGAUACAGUUAUCCAAAGAAUUGGAGCUGAAGAAUCAUGUUCACAAGGCUGAGACAUUCAGCAGCGUGCCGGCCCCGCCGCAAAUGCCUCUUCCUGAAAUCCCCCAGCAAUGGCUGCCUCCAGACAAUGGGCCUCCGCCGUUACCAACAUCAUCACUUCCAGAGGGGUAUUAUGAAGAAGCUGUACCACUCAGUCCCGGAAAAGCUCCGGAGUACAUCACAGCCAAUUACGAUUCGGACGCUAUGAGCAGUUCGUAUGAAUCUUACGAUGAGGAGGAGGAGGAUGGAAAAGGGCAGAAAAAGAGACUUCAAUGGCCGUCAGAGGAAGCGUCGAUGGAUUUGGUGAAAGAUGCGAAGAUCUGUGCAUUCCUCCUGCGGAAGAAGAGAUUUGGGCAGUGGACCAAGCUGCUGUGUGUCAUCAAAGACAACAAAUUAAUGUGCUACAAGUCGUCCAAGGACCAGCAACCUCAGAUGGAGCUGUUGUUAAACGGCUGCUCAGUGUCCUAUGUGCCAAAGGACAGUAAAAAGAAGAAACACGAGCUAAAGAUCACCCAUCAAGGGACAGAUGCCCUGGUUCUUGCCGUCCAAAGUGAAGAGCAGGCUGAACAAUGGCUGAGG
This is a messenger RNA of Staurois parvus, 730 nucleotides long. NCBI's taxonomy places the organism in Eukaryota, Metazoa, Chordata, Amphibia, Anura, Ranidae. The record is from the annotation of a GenBank genome assembly.